UUACAACAAAAAAACCCACUUCUUUGCUUUAAAUCGGUGAGAUCUGAUCUCGUGUAGGUGGUUUCUAUAUUGGGCAAACAGAUAAUGUGUAGGAAAUUAAACUCAUCUGACCCAGUGGACAGCCCCGCGUAUGCAAACGCGCAUACGAUUGAGUUGCGCACAGCGCGCAAAGACAGCGGAAGAAAGAACAGUGCCUCUGUCCAGCCACCGGCUCGCGUCAAGGGUUGACGCGAAUGACGUCACGCCCUGUUAGCACGUGGGAUGUGGCAUUCAGAGUUCUCAUAAACAAAGGCACAUUGCGCUCGGGCUCCAGUCUUCGCGUGCGGUCGAAGGAGUAAGGUGCUCAACGGCAUUGGCUUUAUACAUGCAAACCUAACUUCUGGGCUAUCAGCAGGAACACCUACAUGGAUACAUAAUUUGCAACUUAUUCGACAGCGUCUUGAGAAAAGCAAGCGAAAGAAGAGACACGCUCUGACAUCAACCGGUACAAGAGCCCUGACUUCAGAGAUUGUUCCACGAGAGAUAAAAGUAGCAGGUGUGCGGAGCCAUGCCCUGCGUCCAGGCUCAGUAUGGGACAUCACCUCCAGGAGCCAGCCCUGCAUCUCAGAGUUACAGCUACAACACCACUGGAGAGUACAACUGCGACUUCUUAACGCCGGAGUUUGUCAAGUUUAGCAUGGACCUGACUAACGCAGAGAUAGCUGUCACUUCCUCGCUCCCCAGUUUCAGCACCUUCGUGGACACCUACAGCUCCAACUACGACGUGAAGCCUCCCUGCCUCUACCAAAUGGCUCACUCUGGGGAUCAGCUGUCCAUCAAGGUGGAGGAGAUACCCGCACACGGCUACCAUCAGCAGCAGCACCAUCAGCCGCAUCAAGCUGAGGAGAGCAUACCCCAUACCGGAGCUAUAUACUAUAAACCAUCCUCCCCAAACAUCUCCCAGUCCCCCAGUUACCCAACGGCUCCACACCACACGUGGGAAGACACCGGAUCUCUUCACAGCUUUCACCAGAACUACCUGGCGACGUCACAUAUGAUAGACCAGCAGCGGAAAAACGCGAUGUCUCGGCUGUUCGCGUUCAAGCAGUCUCCGGUUGACACGCCGAUGCCAAGCUGCCAGAUGCGCUUCGAUGGAUCCCUGCACGUGUCCAUGGGCCCGGACACCGCGCAUCGCGCGCUGGACAGUUUUGCUUUGCCGGCUCCUCCGAGGAAACAGCACGGUGUGGGUUUAUCCCAUUCCCUUAACGUCGGACACCCCUUACUGGAAAGCCCGGUGGCAUCACCGCAGGCUAGAGGAUCUCCGUCCAGCGAGGGCUUGUGCGCUGUGUGCGGGGACAACGCAGCCUGUCAGCACUACGGAGUGCGCACAUGCGAGGGGUGCAAAGGAUUCUUUAAGCGCACGGUGCAGAAAAACGCCAAAUACGUGUGUCUGGCAAACAAAAACUGUCCCGUGGAUAAAAGACGGCGAAAUCGAUGCCAGUAUUGCCGUUUUCAAAAGUGCCUGGUCGUAGGGAUGGUAAAGGAAGUUGUGAGAACCGCCAGCUUAAAAGGUCGAAGAGGUCGCCUCCCCUCCAAACCUAAAAGUCCGCAGGACAUCCCUGUCUCUUUCACACCUGUCAAUCUCCUGAACGCACUAGUGAGAGCGCACAUAGACUCCAACCCCUCAAUGGCCCGUCUGGACUACUCUAAAUUUCAGACGAGUCCGGAGUAUCACAGUGGAGGAGAUGAAUCUCUACACAUCCAGCAGUUCUACGAUCUACUCACUGCCUCAAUGAGUAUCAUUCGCGGAUGGGCCGAAAAAAUCCCCGUUACCGAGCUGCCCAAAAGCGACCAGGAGCUCCUUUUCGAGUCUGCCUUCCUUGAACUUUUCGUGCUGCGGCUGGCUUACAGAUCUAACCUGGUAGAAGACAAACUCAUCUUUUGCAACGGAAUGGUUUUACACAAGUUGCAGUGUGUGCGAGGCUUUGGGGAGUGGAUCGACUCUAUUGUCGAGUUUUCUUCUAAUCUUCAGAGCAUGAGCUUGGACGUGUCUGCCUUCUCCUGCAUAGCCGCUCUCACCAUAGUAACAGAGAGACACGGACUAAAGGAGCCCAAGAAGACAGAGGAACUUCAAAACAAGCUCAUAAACUGUCUGAAGGAUCAGGUGUCCUGCAGUGGUGAAUUGUCUAAACUGUUAGAGAAGCUACCGGAGGUGCGCGCGCUGUGCACGCAGGGACUGCAGCGCAUCUUUUACUUGAAACUGGAAGAUUUGGUGCCCACGCCUGCGAUCAUUGAUAAACUCUUUCAUGACACUUUACCAUUCUAAACAAUCUCGUCUGAACUGAAGCAGGUUCUCGAGACCUUCGUCAUUCUUCGUUAUUGCGGACUUUUUAGGAAUUGAAAAUGUCGGAUGGUAUUUUUUAAGAUCGGAGAAAGACUGGCCGGGACACAAGUGAACAGUUCUAUUUGGAGGAAAUAAUUAUUCAAGAUAAAAAUAUUAUGGAGGAAAAGGGACUAUUCUUAUGCCUGUUUAAAGUGUAUUCAGUUAUCUACUGAAAAUAAAUGCGGUGUGGUGGACAUGUAUUUGUAUCGUUACGCGUCAUAUUGUUUAUGUUACCUGCAAAGCAUUUAUAUACACCUUUACACGUGUCAUUAAGAUGUAGCCUAAUGAUUUAAGGGAUCAAAAUCAUUUUGACAAGGUACUUUACUAAUUAAGUCAUUCUGCAUUAUAGUCUAUAGAGAUUGCACUAAGAGUGCACGAUAUGAUUUUUAAAACCCUGCAACAUUUCAGAUUUCAGAAUGGAUACAAACAUAUAAAGCACGUUUUUGUGUUUAUGAUUUUAAAGUAGUGAAUUAUACUGUUAUUAAGAUAUGGGUCGCUUUUUUACUGUCCAGAAAGUAUGCAUGAAGGGAAUUCGUUAUGAGCUAUUAACUUUCUCCAGCACUUUGUAUUAAUUUCAUAUUGAAAUAACGUCCAUGAGGUUUACGUGCAACUGGUUUAAAACUCUUAACAUUAUGCUUAUAUAUCUCAGAUCAUUGUUUUCUAUAUGAUGUUAUGGUUUUUGCACUGCAUUCUAUGUUAAGCUUCUCUCAUCUAGUGUAUUGCUGAAUAAACCUAACUAUUAUA
Molecule: messenger RNA, 3106 nt
Organism: Danio aesculapii
Lineage: Eukaryota; Metazoa; Chordata; Actinopteri; Cypriniformes; Danionidae
Gene: nr4a2b
Product: nuclear receptor subfamily 4, group A, member 2b
Biological process (GO): dopaminergic neuron differentiation; central nervous system neuron differentiation; cellular response to corticotropin-releasing hormone stimulus
Cellular component (GO): transcription regulator complex; nucleus
Molecular function (GO): nuclear glucocorticoid receptor binding; zinc ion binding; RNA polymerase II cis-regulatory region sequence-specific DNA binding
Source: RefSeq, a predicted model, not a curated record